AUGACAGCCUGUCAGCUUCAAUACAUGCAGGGAAUUAAGGCAGGAAAAGGUUAUAUUAAAGAGUAUAAUAAAGGAGAAGUCCUAGUUGAUUCAUCUGUGGUCGUCGCUGAUGAAGCCAACUUUGAUGAAGCCGUUGCUGAUGAAGUCGUAGCCGAUGAAGAAGUAGCUGGUGAGGUUGAUGUGUCUGUUGUGGCCGAUGCUAAUAGUGAUGGUAAUGUUAGUUAUUCAGCGGGAGAUACAAGCUCAGGUGAACAGUCUCCAGUGGAGUCCUCAAAACAGAAUAGUGUGGAUAAUUUCACCAAGUAUUUGAUUAAAAAGGAGCUACUGAGCAAUGGACUAAUUAAAUUUGCUGAUUGCCCAAUGAAUUAUAGAUCGUGGAAGGCUUCAUUUACCGGUGUAAUCAAUGAAUUGGAACUGGUUCCAAGGGAAGAGCUAGACCUACUAACCAGAUGGCUUGGAAAUGAGUCACAAGGUCAUGCAAAACGAAUCAGAGCAGUGCAUGUGCCAAACACGAAAGCUGGCCUGAAGGCAUUAUGGGAACGCCUAGAUGAACUGUAUGGAGCGUCUGAAAUACUGGAAAAGUCAUUGAUGAACAGAAUAGAAAGUUUCCAUAACCUGAGCAUUACAGAAAACGCCAGACUGCGAGAUCUUGGGGAUUUAUUAAAGCAAAUUCAGGGAGCACGAGAUGAUGGAACUUUGCCAGGCCUAGAUUAUUUGGAUACUUCGAAGGGCAUUAGUAACAUCGUAAAUAAGUUGCCGUACUUAUUGCAAAAGAAGUGGCGUACGAAAGGUGCACUGUACAAACAGGAAAAGGGUGUCCCAUUUCCACCGUUCAGUAUUUUUGUAGAAUUCGUAAGUCAGCAGGCAAAGAUUAGAAAUGACCCUAGUUUUGCAUCAUCACAAGCCCAGGCUAACACCCGUAAACCGGCAGCUCGAUCUUUCAACACAUCUGCUAAAGUAGAAAAGAAACAUGGAUGCCAAGCAUGCGGAGAAAAUCACAGCAUAUGUACCUGCAAGUUGUUUAAGGAGAUGAGCACUGAAGAAAAGCAAGCGCUUGUAAGGACAAAGAGGCUGUGCAAUGGUUGCUUAAAAAGAGGACAUAUAUGGAAAGAAUGCCGAAAGAAAAGCAUAUGUGAGAUAUGCCAAGGGAAACAUCCUACUGUUUUGCAUAUACAUAGACGCAAUCCAACAUCAACAAGCAACGCACCUCAGACAGUAUCAUCAUUCAGAGCAGAAUCAAGAGAUGAUGCCAUGUUACAAAUUCUACUCAUUAAUAAUCCCAGUGUAGAAGAAGACACUGUGAGUUGUGAACGGAUUGAUGGGCUUAUCAUCACGGGCUGGCAAGAGGAGAAAAUUAUAGAGCUUCCAUGCUCUUAUACCAGAACAAAUAUUCCAGUUACUCAGUCCCAAAUUCCCACUUCAGAGUCAACUAAUGGCUGGGCACACUUGCAAUCAGUGAAAAAGUUCUUGAUGCCAUACAAUGGUGAUAUAGAAGUUGGGCUAUUGAUAGGUGCUAAUUGUGCCAGAGCCCUGAAGCCUAGAGAGGUAGUGCCAGGCCAAGAUGAUUACCCUUAUGCCAUAAAAACAUCAUUAGGCUGGGGAAUAGUUGGGUUAAUUGGAGGUAGAAAGGAGUGCAAACUUGGACAUGUUGUUUAUAGAACCACUACUAAUGAAAUACUCUCUAUGUUCGAGGCUGAUUUUGUUGAGAGAGAAGCUGAACCAAUGUCAGUCAAUGAUCGGAAAUUUAUAGAGGUCAUGGAUAAACGAGUUUACUCGUUACAAGGGUCCUCACUGAAUGAUUACCUUCUUCAAGGUCCAAAUCUGACGAACAGUCUGCUAGGUGUCCUGUUGAAGUUCAGGGUGGAACCGAUUGCAAUUGUUGGAGACAUCGAAGGGAUGUUCAAUCAGGUUCUAGUUCGACCUUGUGAUAGAGAUUUCUAG
This is a messenger RNA of Anneissia japonica, 1941 nucleotides long. RefSeq lists its product as uncharacterized. Bases 1 to 1941 code for a protein of 646 amino acids. Lineage: Eukaryota; Metazoa; Echinodermata; Crinoidea; Comatulida; Comatulidae. The record is from RefSeq and is a predicted model, not a curated record. The transcript is spliced from 3 exons.